Periophthalmus magnuspinnatus is the source of this 5673-nucleotide messenger RNA. Its product is annotated as sodium/hydrogen exchanger 6-like. Gene Ontology annotation, molecular function: sodium:proton antiporter activity. The transcript is spliced from 16 exons. The coding region runs from base 80 to 2167 and encodes 695 amino acids. The record is from RefSeq and is a predicted model, not a curated record. Gene Ontology annotation, cellular component: recycling endosome; membrane. Lineage: Eukaryota; Metazoa; Chordata; Actinopteri; Gobiiformes; Gobiidae. Gene Ontology annotation, biological process: regulation of pH; proton transmembrane transport; sodium ion transport.
CGCGGUACAGUGGUUCUUGUUUCUCACUGAGCACAAGACCAGUGUCACUCAUCAUCAGAAAAUCAAACAAGGAUACACAAUGGUGCGUUUUCUGGACGGCACACGGUCCAAAAUGUUUAUUUUAUUACCUUUUCUCUCCACAUUUCUGCUCGUGAAGAGUCAGGGUAAUUCCAUGAAUAAUGUCGAAACAGAGAGACAGGCUGAGGAAAGCCACCGACAGGACAGUGCCAACUUGCUCAUAUUUAUAAUGCUGCUAACACUAACUAUUUUAACGAUAUGGCUCUUCAAGCACCGAAGAUUUAGGUUUCUACACGAGACUGGACUCGCUAUGAUCUACGGUUUGUUGGUGGGUGUGAUCCUGAGGUUUGGUGUACAUGUUCCACAAAGUACGAGCGAUGUGGUGUUGAGCUGCGCUGUAAAUGCCAGUCCUGCCACUCUGCUGGUCAAUGUGAGUGGGCGCUUCUACGAAUACACUCUUAAAGGAGAGGUCAGCCGUGCUAAAGGUCACCAGGUUCAGGAUGAUGAGAUGCUCCGAAAGGUAACAUUUGACCCUGAAGUAUUUUUCAACAUUUUACUACCACCAAUCAUCUUCCAUGCAGGUUACAGCUUGAAAAGGAGACAUUUUUUCAGAAACAUUGGGUCUAUCUUGGCCUAUGCCUUCAUGGGAACAGUUAUCUCCUGUUUUGUGAUUGGGCUGAUCAUGUAUGGGUUUGUGUCCUUCAUGAAAGUAGUGGGACAGCUUGGAGGAGAUUUCUACUUCACUGACUGCCUCUUUUUUGGUGCUAUCGUUUCUGCAACAGACCCAGUGACAGUUCUGGCCAUUUUUAACGAGCUGAAGGUGGAUGUGGACCUGUACGCUCUGCUGUUUGGGGAGAGCGUCCUCAACGAUGCAGUGGCAAUCGUCUUGUCUUCGUCUAUUGUUGCGUACCAGCCGGCAGGCGAUAACAGCCACAGUUUCGAGGCGAUGGCCAUGCUCAAGUCCUUUGGGGUUUUUCUGGGAGUUUUCAGUGGAUCCUUUGCUCUCGGAGUGGCUACUGGAGUUGUAACUGCAUUUGUCACUAAGUUUACAAAGCUGAGGGACUUUCCCCUUCUGGAGACCGCCCUCUUCUUCCUCAUGUCCUGGAGCACCUUCCUAUUGGCCGAGGCCUGUGGAUUUACAGGAGUGGUGGCGGUGCUGUUCUGUGGCAUCACUCAAGCUCACUACACCUACAACAACCUCUCCCCAGAGUCACAGGACCGGACCAAACAGUUGUUUGAGCUGCUGAACUUCCUGGCUGAGAACUUCAUCUUCUCAUACAUGGGGCUGACCUUGUUCUCCUUCCAGUCUCAUGUCUUCAACCCUCUGUUCAUCAUCGGAGCAUUUUUGGCCGUGUUUUUGGGAAGAGCAGCCAACAUCUACCCUCUGUCCUUCCUGUUGAACCUGGGACGAAGGAACAAAAUCGGAUACAAUUUACAACAUGUGAUGAUGUUUGCAGGUCUACGUGGGGCGAUGACCUUUGCCCUCUCAAUUCGGGACACGGCGACAUACGCGCGUCAGAUGAUGUUUUCGACCACACUCCUCAUCGUCUUCUUCACCGUGUGGGUCUGUGGAGGUGGGACCAUGCCAAUGCUGUCUUUCAUGAGCAUACCGGUGGGCGUGGAUUCAGAUCAAGAAAACACAAGUGCCACAAUGUUGGAUGGAUCCCAAAGAAGAAACACAAAACAUGAAAGUGCCUGGCCGUUCAGGAUCUGGUACAACUUCGAUCGCAAUUAUCUAAAGCCGCUGCUGACCCACAGUGGACCUCCACUGACGGCAACGCUGCCCUCUUGCUGUGGCCCCCUCGCACGCUGUCUCACCAGCCCACAGGCCUACGAGAACGAGGGCCAACUCCAUGACGACGACGACUUCAUUUUGAACGAUGCCAGCGUCAGUUCGAUGUACGCGGAUGUGACGGUGAGCACUGACGCCUCCGGGUCUCGAACCGUCAACCGCAAACGCUCCAGCACCGGGGCGGGCCUCCCUGACGACGGCUUCGACAACGAACUGGCCCUGUCCGAAAACGAGGUGGCCAUCAGGGGAACACGCCUGGUUCUGCCCAUGGACGACCCGCUGGACGCCCCAACAACAGUCACGCUGCCCCCUCCGCCCUCCCCACCCAAAUCAGACCCACGCAGGCACAGACUGUAGAGGUGACACUAAUCUGUUUUUUAUUUAAGUGUAUUCAUUUCAUGCAGGGGUCUCAAACUUGCGGCUCACGGGUGAAAUUUCUAUUAAUAGUGGCCCCAGGAUAAAAUGUAUAAAGCAGCACGACAGAAUGAACAGUGUCUGUACAGGGACUUUAAAACUUGACCCAACUUUAAAAACCAAGAAACAGACAGAAACAGCGUGAGAAUAGAAGCUUCAAAAACGGGUGGGAGUGACUGUGAAAGGAGAGGAGCCGUCUCAUAAAGGAGAGGCUAAAGUAUUAUUGUUUUAUACAUUGCGUGUACUUAACAUCUACUCUAACAUUAAUGGUUUGAUGACAAGUGUUUUUACAGAACUUUAUCCUGAGGCUCUGGUAGAAAAUAUGACAAACUGAAAACAAGACAGAGACACUUGAAGGAUUUAGAAAUAAUGAUUAAAAGCCUGUAAUAAUAAAAGUGAUAUUAAUGAUUUAAUUCAUGUUUCUUAACCCCAUGAGGGCCUCUGUCUGCAUUAUAUUUACAAUAAUAUAGUGAACUACUGUAUCUUAUUUUUAUAAUAUAUAAUAAUAAUUGUAACUCACCAAAUAAAUAUAAUAUAAAUAAUAAAAUCUGCGGCCCCCGGUCAACAGUGAUGUUAUAAUUUCGGCCCCUGCUCCAGUUGAGUCUGAGACCCCUGAUUUAAUGUGAGUUUUAAUUUAUUUGUUAUUCCAUGUUUUAGGUCACACGAUAUGUCAGUAACUUCUAUGAUUAACAUGAGGUGACUUUGUAUUGUCUGUUUUUACCAGGUUGACCAGGUACAGCUCAUCUCAUCAAUUUUCACAUUUUUUUUACUGUCCCUCAAACAAUCCAACAUUUAAAUUUAAGUUUAUUAUGAUGUUAAUGAUUCACUAUGUAAUUUUUCUGGUGAAGGGUCCACCACUUUUUGUCUCCAUGAAGAUUGCUUUGCCUGGAAUGUUCCUCAGUGUGGCAUUAAACAAAUCUAUCUCGCAUUUACUCAGUUGCAGGUAAUUUUUUUGAACAAUGCUUUGUAAAACAUACAUCCAUGCUGUGAACGGGCUUGCCUCUCCACAGAUGUACUGUAACUCGGCCUGGUGGAGUCAGCCGCUUGUCUCCGUGGAGACCUGUGCCACGACAAACUGCAGUGAACAAUAAUAUGUCCAUGGAGAGGGAGGUAGUGGACCCUCCAACUACAACAGUCCACCUUUAAUGUCACUAAACGGGUCUUUUAAAUAGACACUUUAAGAAUACGUUUUUCAAGGUAAUGGUACUUUUUCAUGAUUCGAUUUUAAGAUUAUGUAGGUACAUUUAUUCCUUUGUCAAGAAACACAGAAUAAUACUUUUCAAAAACUGUAGUUGUGCUAAGUUUGCGGGUCAGUACGUCCUUCCAGGGCAUCAUACUCUGCCUGAGCUAAAGAGAAAUAUACAUAAAUCUAUACUGAGCCUAGCAUUAGCGCUAUUACUUAUAGUACAUCAUGAUUCUGGAAAGAGGUGGGUAGUACUCUUCAUUACAUACUCAAGUGCAAUUGUGUAUUUGUGUUUUAAGAGUAUAUUUCUGAAAGAGUUUGACAUCAUACUUUCACUUCACUUGAGUAAUAGAUUUUACAAUGUAACAAUCAUUUUAUAAACUAACUACUAAGUUUUGUUCACUUUUCCCACAUGUUUUCAGACAAGAUGUACAAUUUAAAAUAAUUUGAACAUGAGAUUGGCUUAGUUUUGAAAGUUACUCUGCUACUUUAGUCAUUUAGUAGUUUCCCCCAAACACUUUUUAUUUAAGUUUACUUAAUAAUAAUAUUACUUUGAAGUGACACUGACCUUUGAUUCUGUCAACCCUUUACAUAUAAAAUAAGGUACUCUGGAUCAAAGCACUUUAGUAAAUAUUUCUGAUAUGCACAUUUUACUUUACUUUUACAUUUUAAGCAUUGUAUCAAUAUAAAAGCAACUGAGUUUAGUUCAAAAUGGUACAAUUAUGUGGGAGGUACUUAAAGUGUGUAUGACAGGUUCUGAUGAUUCAUUUUUACUUCAGUUGGUAGAAAAAUAUAGAAUAAUAUAGAAUAAAAUCUGUUGUAAAUGUGAAAGAUAAUUUUACGAGUUUGUGAAGAAAAGUUAAAAAGUAUGUUGAAAAUGACCGUAGAUCGUUCUAAACAUAUCAGUAACAUCGAACUAGAAUACUAUCCAAAAGUUUGGCACAUUUUACUUGGAGGAAACACGUUUUUUUCUGAUACUUUAAACACUGUUUCAACAAAAUAAAGGUGUUUUCUUGUAUUUUUAUUUGUCAAAUAAUAAACUCUGUGCAUCAGAGGCGUUUUGACCCACUGUACAACAUGUUUGCUCAGUAAUACUUAUGGUAUUCUCUAACAUGAUGUAAUGAUUUCCAACCACAAAGUAAAAUUUGACGCUUAAAAAAACUGCUAAACUGGAGGAAAAUGUUUAUAUAAUGACGUGUGUGUGUUUUAGUCAAAUGUGAGGUCCAACCUGUCAUAGUCACUUUAACACACUGGUCACAUGUCCUCAGCUGACUCUUUGUGUGAAAAUGAUCAAAUAUAUCUCUGGAUAAUACAUGUUUAAUAUAAUACUGUAUGAAGAGACACUGUAAACGUAUCCAUCGUCAAAACACUGCCUUUUAUCGCUGAUCUAUUUAUGAACCAUCUUUUUAUUUAUUGUUGUGUGACAUUAAUAAUAGUAACUGAGAGGAUUUGGUGUAUUUUUGUUUUAAUUUGCACUUUUUAUCAAAUAACUUUAACUUUUAAAGAAAACAGGACACUGCUGAUCAUUUUGUGCAUGUUAAAAUAUUGUAGCAUUUAUUCAUUUAUAGACUGAACUUGGAAAAUAGCGCUUCCUUGUCUGUAAAUUGUAAAAGUGUGUGUGGCUACAGUGAAUUAUCCAGAUUUCAAAUGUUGAGAAGGGAUAUUCAUUUUAAAAUUUCAGUUUAAAAUGAAAAAAAGUUUACUGCCAUGGCUUGGAGACCGAAGGACUGGCUGAACUGUUUUAAAUGAAGUGCCUAUAUUCAGAAAUUGUUUUCCUGUUGUAGAUUUGUAAAUAUUUAAUUUGUGCAGUAAAUUUGUUCAGUUUUAUACAAUGUAAUCCCUCACGUUAUGUUUUAUUGUUGGUCAGUAUAAGAUUUCAAGCCAAAUUACUAUUUAUUUGCUGUAUUUGUUGGAUUUUCUGCAUUUUCAACAAGACAAAAACAAGAAAAUUGAGAUUAAAUGCAUGGGCUUAGUACAGUUUUCAGCCAUUAUGUUUAUAAAUGUACAUAGACAAAACAGAAAGAGCAAAAUGUGACGAGUGUACAGAGUAGUAACAAUAUGGAAAAGACAAAUCUUCAGAUGUUUGGUUUCCUGUCUGUGAGACCUGCUGCAACGGUGUGUCUGUGAAUGUUUUUAAAAUAACUUUUGUUUGAGGGAAAACGACACUAUAUUGUACAAAUGUCUUCCCUUUGUGGUAUUAACAGCGUCUCCGAUGACUCAAAGUUCAGAGUGUGUUGGAAAAUAAAACACCUUUUCAAAUGAAGAA